Messenger RNA from Neodiprion fabricii, 927 nucleotides. It is a transcript of the gene Cchl, whose product is annotated as holocytochrome c-type synthase. Gene Ontology annotation, biological process: cytochrome c-heme linkage. Bases 1 to 825 code for a protein of 274 amino acids. Gene Ontology annotation, molecular function: holocytochrome-c synthase activity. The transcript is spliced from 3 exons. The record is from RefSeq and is a predicted model, not a curated record. Gene Ontology annotation, cellular component: mitochondrion. NCBI's taxonomy places the organism in Eukaryota, Metazoa, Arthropoda, Insecta, Hymenoptera, Diprionidae.
AUGGGUAAUACACUUACAUCAGCCUCGGUCGCAGCUACGGAAGUGAUAUCACCAGUAUUGCAAGAGCCUCAUGUUAAAUCCAAGCCACAUGUUCACAAGACCUUUGAAGGCGAGCCUCCUCCGGAAUGCCCCAUGCAUAAGCCCAAACCUGAACAGUCGACUAAAAUUGUCAGUGAAUGUCCCAUAGCUAAUGUUGCAGAUGGUGACAUUAAUCCUCUUAAUAUGAUGCCUGCGGGUAAUCAGCAGCCUGCACCCGAUCAGCCUUUCCCACUGCCCACAGAGAGGCAAGUAUCUUCAAUCCCAAAGGCAAGUGAUGAAGGUAGUUUCUGGGUGUACCCAUCUCAACAGAUGUUCUGGAAUGCCAUGUUGAGAAAAGGUUGGCGCUGGAAAAAUGACGACUUGGCACCAAAAGAUAUGGAUGACAUAAUCAAGAUUCACAAUGCUAAUAACGAGCAGGCUUGGCAAGAGGUACUCAAGUGGGAAGCACUUCAUGCUAGGGAAUGCGGUAAUCCCAGAUUGCGAAGUUUUGGUGGCAAUGCGACCAAAUAUUCUCCACGUGCUCGAAUUCGCCACUGGAUGGGGUAUGAACUACCUUUCGAUCGCCACGAUUGGAUUGUGGACCGAUGUGGGAAAGAUGUGAGAUACGUAAUUGAUUAUUACGAUGGCGGAGACGUUGAUGAAAAAUAUACAUUUGCACUGCUAGAUGUUAGGCCAGCAAUGGAUUCUUUAGACAACAUUUGGGACAGAAUGAAGGUGGCUUGGUGGCGCUGGAGAUACAGUCGUGAGGAUAGUAACCAGCAGACUACAGCAACCCAGUCAGGAUAGACUACUGUACAUACACAAAAAAUAGUAUAUCAUUUCUGCUAUCACUCAUACUUGUAUUAUAUAUCUUAUCGUUAAUAUGUUAAUAAAAAUUCAGAGAAACAA